AUGGAUGAUCGGGAAGCUCUGGUGUCCCAGGCGAAGCUGGCUGAGCAGGCUGAGCGAUACAACGAAAUGGUGGAAUCAAUGAAGAAAGUAGCAGGAAUGGAUGUGGAGCUGACAGUUGAAGAAAGAAGUCUCCUAUCUGUUGCGUAUAAAAAUGUGAUUGGAGCUAGAAGAGCCUCCUGGAGAAUAAUUAGCAGCAUCGAACAGAAAGAAGAAAACAAGGGAGGAGAAAACAAACUAAAAAUGAUUCAGGAAUAUUGGCAAAUGGUUGAGACUGAAGUAAAGUUAAUCUGUUGUGACAUUCUGGAUGUACUCGACAAACACCAUAUUCCAGCAGCUAACACUGGCGAGUCCAAUGUUUUCUAUUAUAAAAUGAAAGGGGACUACCACAGGUAUCUGGCUGAAUUUGCCACAGGAAAAGACCGGAAGGAGGCAGUGGAAAACAGCCUAGUGGCUUAUAAAGCUGCUAGUGAUAUUGCAAUGACAGAACUUCCACCAACGCAUCCAAUUCGUUUAGGUCUUGCUCUCAACUUUUCCGUAUUCUACUAUGAAAUUCUUAAUUCUCCUGACAGGGCCUGCAGGUUGGCAAAAGCAGCUUUUGAUGAUGCAAUUGCAGAUCUGGAUACUCUGAGUGAAGAAAGCUAUAAGGACUCUACACUUAUCGUGCAGUUGUUAUGUGAUAAUCUGACACUAUGGACUUCAGACAUGCAGGGACGGUGA
This is a messenger RNA of Perognathus longimembris pacificus (Pacific pocket mouse), 717 nucleotides long. Its product is annotated as 14-3-3 protein epsilon-like. Gene Ontology annotation, cellular component: cytoplasm. The record is from RefSeq and is a predicted model, not a curated record. The transcript has a single exon. NCBI's taxonomy places the organism in Eukaryota, Metazoa, Chordata, Mammalia, Rodentia, Heteromyidae. Gene Ontology annotation, biological process: signal transduction. Bases 1 to 717 code for a protein of 238 amino acids.